UAUUUUAUGAUCUGAUAUUUUAUAGUUGUCAUCCCUCUAAGCCUUACCCGUAUCUGCAUUUUACUGUUGGGAAAACGAAGACAUUAAAAAAUAAAAAAAAGUCAUAAUAUACUGGUCAAGUUAAAGAGUGUUCAGGAUGGCUUGGCGUUUUAAAGUAUCAAAGUAUAAAAAUGCAGCACCCAGAUAUCCUAAACGUGAGGAGUGGAUAAAUGAGGUUCCAGUGGGGAUGUUGAUGCACUCCUGUGGUAACCAUAUUGCUGCUAGUUGUCAGUACAUAGCCUUCAAUGUGGACACUGGAGGUGGAGGCAAUGUUGGUAUUCUGCCACUGGAGACUACAGGCAGGGUGGGACAGUCACUACCUACACUGAGAGGACAUGGAGAUUUUGUAACAGACAUGAAGUUCAGUCCAUUCCACGAUGAGAUACUAGCCACAUGUUCAGCUGAUGACAUUAUCAAAGUUUGGAAUUUACCAGAAACAGAAAGAUUGGCUGAGGAGAUUGCCUUGGUAUCUCACACUGCCCACUUACCUGAGCAAGAACGUCGGAUAGAGACUCUCGCCUGGAACACGGUAGCCGAUGACAUCCUGGCUGCAGCUGUCGGCCACUCUGCCAAGCUGUUUGACGUAUCAGUUGCUGAAGAGAUCUAUGACAUCAGCAGCCAUGAGGAUCAGAUACUGAGUUUAGGUUGGCAUGGUAACGGUUCAGUCAUGGUCACGACCUGUAAGGACAAGAAGAUCAGAGUCCUGGAUCCAAGAUCCAAGACUGUAGCACAGGAGUGCAUGGGGCACAACAGUAAUAAAGAUUCCCGUGCAAUAUUUCUGGGGGACAAAGAUUUUAUUGUCAGUACAGGAUUUAGUUUGGGGAGAUCUCGGGAAGUGAAACUGUUUGACAGUAGAAAUUUAGGAAAUGCAUUGACAACAGAUGACAGGGAUAACAAUAAUGGAACACUGAUGCCAUUGCUGGAUGAAGACACCAAUAUGCUGCUUUUAGUUGGAAAGGGAGAUACAACUUGGUCAUUUGUUGAAGUUUCUACGUCAGAACCAUAUUUCACUCAGCAUGCCCUCGAGAGGACAGAAAAGAAUGAACAGAUCAAGGGAGCGUGCCUCAUACCUAAACUUGGUGUUAACGUGAUGGAGGGAGAAGUUGAUAGACUAUUACUGCUGUUACAUAAUACAAUAGUGCCUCUGCCUUACAUUGUUCCAAGACGGCAAUACAAGGACUUCCAUGCAGAUCUAUUCCCAGACACCAAGUGUGAGGAACCUGCAUUGACCUCUGACCAGUGGUGCUCCGGUCAGAAUGCACAGGUUGCCAAAACAAGUUUAGACCCAAUCAAGAGAGGAACGGUGAAAAUUUUACGUAGACCAGACAAGGAACUUAGAAGUAAAUUAAAACCACAGGGAAAGUCUGGUGAUGAUUGUACUCCAAUUCAAAAAACUAAAGUUGUGGCUUCAUCACCUACCAAAACAUCCAGUGUUACAACCAGUAUUGCCAGCAAACCUACAAAGCCAGCACAUACCAGUAAGUCAGCACAUACCAGUAAGCCGGUAGACCCACCUGAACCAGUCAAACCAGCUGAGCCCAGUAAAGCUGCCAAAAGUUUUGCAGCAUUGCACCAGUCUAAGUGUAAAUACAUGAAGGGUGUAUCAGAACAUGCCAGUAAACACAUAGUAAAUAUUCGUCGCCUCUGUCGGACAUUACCUGGUCAGAGUGACCUUUUUGUUGCGAAUACUAAAAGAUGUGCCAUACCAUUGGAGGGCUCUGGAGGACUUGUUGCAAUUUUAGAGCUGGACAAACCAGGAAGGUUGCCAGACACUGGUGUGCCAGUAAUUCAGAAUGGCAGUAAGGUCAAUGACUUCGUGUUUGAUCCGUUUGAUGAUACAAGAAUUCUUGUAGGAUGUGAUAAUGCCAGAAUAUUCAUCUGGACUUUACCAGCAGACGGUCUAACAGAAACAUUGACAGAAUAUGAUUCAUACCUCAUGAGUCAUACAGAGAAGGUAUAUUUUGUACGUUUUCAUCCACUUGCGAAGGAUGUUAUUAUGACAGGCUCGUAUGAUAUGAAGAUUAAACUGUGGGACCUGUCAGAUAACACUGAAGAGAUAGAACUUACUGGACACCAAGAUGAGAUUUUCUGUGCAGAAUGGAGUCCCGAUGGUAAAUUAAUUGCUACAGUGUGUAAAGAUGGUAAAGUUAGAAUAUAUGAUCCCAGAACCUCACCUGAGCCUAUCAAGGAAGGUACUGGUCCAGAAGGCAGCAGAGGUGCAAGAGUUAUCUGGGCUGUUAACAUGAAAUAUUUAGUUGUUUCCGGAUUUGAAAAAAACAGUGCCCGUUUAAUUAGUGUAUAUGAUGCCAAUAAUCUCGGGAAGCCGAUACAUACAGAAAUACUAGACAUCAAUCCAGCCAUUCUCAUACCACACUAUGAUGAAGGAACUUCUACAGUAUUCCUUACAGGCAGGGGAGAUGGUGCCAUAUUAGGUUACGAAGUCUCAGACGAGUUUCCCCACCUAUUUGCCCUAGCUACCACAAAACCUGAAGGGGUACAUCAGGGGAUAGCCCUCAUGCCAAAAACAACAUGUGAUGUGAGGAAAGUUGAGAUUGCCCGCUUGUGGAGACUCACUCAGACCACAGUAGAACCAAUGUCUUUCACAGUACCUAGAGUUAAACCAGAGUAUUUCCAAGAUGACUUGUUCCCAGAUGUAGCCCCACCUGGUAAACCAACUAUGACCAGUCAAGAAUGGUUCCGAGGAGGAAACAAGCAACCAGCCAAAAUAUCACUGAGACCUGCAGACAUGAAACCAUUGAGUGAGGCCCCAGUUGAAGCCCCAAAGGCCAAGAAGUAUGACAGCUACAAUCCAGAGACCUACAAAACAGAUGAUAUGAAAAAGGAGGAGUUAAUAAGUGCUAUGACCAAUAAGUUAGAUACCAAAGAAGAACCGUUACCACAGGAUGAGGCAGAGGGUGUGGACUCUGAUGAAUGGGAUGAGUACUGAAUGUUGUCCGUGUACAGCCUUGGCAUGUGUUUUUAGAGACGUGGACCAAACAGUGCAAUAAAAGGGAACAACAUUGAUGCAUUUUCUCGGGUUUAAAACCCAGUCAUUUGUUAAUGAUACCAUUCCAUUUUGGGAACAAAUGAUAUUUCUUGAAGUGUAAAAAGUAUUUGCAGGAAUGUAUAUGAAAGGAAAGAGAAUAAACUUUACACGCCAUUGAAACAUAUAUGAACACAUAUAUGAACACUGUUUUAAUAUUAAGGUUACUUACUAUAUGAUAAUAGGGCAAUAUGAGAUUUACUGCUUCAGUCCAUUGAAGUAUAUGUUAUUGUCAUAGACAUUGUUACAAGAAUCAUCUUGUAUUAUACCAGAGUUAGAUGAAUUAUCCUUUUAUAGGUCUGUUCUAGUACUUGACCUUUAAGGUCAAAAAGUCAAGCUUUUAAAACAUAGUAAUACCUCAAAUGAAAUUUAAAAAAUCUUUACAAGUUUAUACCAAAGGUCACUUUAACAAAAUUAAUUUUAAAAAAUUGUUUUUAGGUAUAUGUACUUUUUUGCUAAAAUUGCUAUAGCUUCGAUCAUUUUUGUGAUUGCUUUUCAGUAACAUUGUGAAAGUUAUGCUUAUGUUAUAAAACUAAACAUACAGGUACAUGGGUUCACUUGAAUUGAGUGGAAAUUUUAUUGACAUUUUUGCUUAUUUGAACUUUAAAUUUGUAUUUUCAUAUGUGGCUUGGCCUAUAAAUUUGAUUAAAUUAUUUUUGGUCUUGAAUAGACUGUGCCUAGCAUACUGUGUCUGUGAAAGUAGACCGAGUCUAUGAAAUAACUUUAAAUAUGUAAGAAAUAAAAUAUACCAAACAGCGGUAUAAUAUUUGAAUAAAAUUGUUUGAGUUGUAUGAAUUAUCUGAAAAGUGCAUACCCAGAGUGGAGUAAUGAUUCACAUCUAAAUAGCAAACAGUCAUAUCAAUUCCAGUUCAGUAUCCACAAAAAUUUGUGUUGAUUUUCAUAAAUUGCUAGUUUAGUGGUUUAGGGUCAUUUCACAGAAGAGCCUGUUUACUAUGAAAAACAGUAAUUUAUGUAUAAACCGGGUACUAUCAGCAUGAAGUAUUAUUAUUGUUUAUUUUUAUUGAACUGUUCUGCCUUAUUUGGGUGUAUAUAAAGUUUAUUAUAUAUUUAAAUGUAUUACACAGUGUUCUAUGUUACUUGUUUGUUUAACCCUUACCAUGCUGGACACGAUUGGUUUUGCCUUUGCAAUCAGUGUAGAUCAUGAUCAGCCUGCACAUCCGUGCAGUCUGAUCAUGAUCUGCACUGUUUGCUAUUCAGCCAGUAUUUUUUUGGUAAACACCCCCUUUAACAGUUAAUGGUACUGUCCAAAUUGGAAGAUGGACAAGUUUAUUAUAGAAAUUUAGCAUGGUAAGGGUUAAGAUUAAUGGAUCUCUGUUCUUUGUUAUUCCAUUAUUUUAAUAAUUCAGUAAGUAAUAAGAAUAUUUUAAUAAUUACAUUUACACUCAUUUUACCUUUAAAGUUAUAUUUAGUUACUUUUAUGUAGAACUUGCUGAUUGUAAGUGCAUUAAAAAUUUAAUAAAAAAAAAAAAUAA
Molecule: messenger RNA, 4575 nt
Organism: Mercenaria mercenaria
Lineage: Eukaryota; Metazoa; Mollusca; Bivalvia; Venerida; Veneridae
Product: coronin-7-like
Exons: 27
Coding region: 137-2986 (949 amino acids)
Molecular function (GO): protein binding
Source: RefSeq, a predicted model, not a curated record